AUGAAACGUUCUAUCGAGAAGACAUGGUGGAAGGAAGCCGUUGUGUAUCAAAUUUAUCCAGCCUCAUUCCUCGACACGAAUGGCGACGGCCUAGGAGAUCUUCCCGGCAUCAUCAGCAAGGUCCAAUACAUCAAAUCUCUUGGAGUCGAUGCAAUAUGGCUAUCUCCGAUCUUUGCCUCGCCACAAAAGGACAUGGGCUACGACAUCGCGGACUAUCGAUCGAUCCACGAGCCUUACGGCAACGUCGAGGAUGUCAUGCAGCUGAUCAGGGAACUACACAACAACCAGAUGAGAUUGCUGAUGGAUCUUGUCGUCAACCACACAAGCGACCAACACGCCUGGUUCAAAGAAUCUCGCAGCUCUAAACACAAUCCAAAACGCGAUUGGUACUUCUGGCGCGACGCGCGAUACUGCUCCGACGGCACUCGAUACGAACCGAACAACUGGCGCAGCAUCUUCGGUGGCUCGGCAUGGCACUGGGACGAUGACACUCAGCAAUAUUAUCUCGCCCUCUUCCUCCCCUCCCAGCCCGACCUCAAUUGGGAGAAUGAAGAUGUGCGGCAAGCUACAUACGAUGAUAUGCGGUUUUGGCUCGACCGUGGCGUUGAUGGCUUCAGGAUCGACUCCAUGAACUUGAUGUCUAAGGACCCUUCCCUCCCGGACGCAGAAGUUACCGAUCCCAAAGAGAAGUAUCAAGAUGGGUCAGCCCACUUCGCCUCUGGUCCCAGAAUGCACGACUACAUCCGCGAGAUGCGGACAGAAGUCUUCGAUCACUACGAUGUGAUGACGGUCGGCGAGCUGGGAUUCACGAAAGACGAAGCCUCAGUCUCUCAAUACGUCGCCAAAGAUCGCCACGAGCUGAACAUGAUCUUCACCGGCGACAUUGUAGAUAUGGACUUUGGCCCUAAUGGUAAAUAUACCCGCGACGACUUCCACCCCUCCAAGAUCCGGCAUAUCACGAAUCUCUGGCAACAAGCCAUGCCAAAAUUCGACGGGUGGAAUAGUGUGUACCUCGAUAACCACGACUCUGGACGCUCGUUAUCGCGCUACGCCUCCGAUGCGCCAGAACACCGUGCUGCAGCGGCGAAGAUGUUGGCGACGUACCUCUUGACCCUGUCGGGGACACCAUUUCUACUCGCAGGGCAGGAGAUCGGGACAGCCAAUCUCGGAAAAGACGUUGGAGUGGACGCAUAUAUCGACGUUGAAGGACGAAACGUGUACGAAGCCGUCCUAGCUCAGCGAGGCGGUGACACUUCUCAGAUGGGCGAUGUGCUCAGGGAAAUGCAGCUCAAAGCCCGGGACCACGGACGAUUGCCGAUGCAAUGGAGUGAUGAGGUCAACGUGGGUUUCUGCCCUGCUGAUGUGAGGCCGUGGAUGACGAUCAACAAGGAUCAUAAGGAGUGGAACGUUGCGGCUCAAGAUGGGGACAAGGAAAGUGUGCUGGGGUUCUAUAAGAGAUUGUUGAAGCUUAGGAGGGACUGGACGGAUCUCUUUGUGUAUGGGUCAUAUGAACCAUUGCCGGAAGAGCAGACGGGGGAGACGGUGCUGGGCUGGGAGUGGAGGUCGCAGAAUGGGGCGAGGGCUUUGGUGUUGUUGAACUUUUCAGACCGGGAGCAGAGUGUUAUUGUCAAUGGGUGCGAGGAGAAUUCAGUCUUGGUGUCGAAUGGGCGGGCGACCGUGAAGGAGGCAUCAGUAACAUUGGGCCCAUACGGGGCGAUAGUUUCAAUGCUCGCAUAG
Fulvia fulva is the source of this 1737-nucleotide messenger RNA. RefSeq names its product Alpha-glucosidase. Gene Ontology annotation, biological process: oligosaccharide catabolic process. The record is from RefSeq and is a predicted model, not a curated record. Lineage: Eukaryota; Fungi; Ascomycota; Dothideomycetes; Mycosphaerellales; Mycosphaerellaceae. The transcript has 2 exons. The coding region runs from base 1 to 1737 and encodes 578 amino acids. Gene Ontology annotation, molecular function: alpha-amylase activity.